Messenger RNA from Phyllotreta striolata, 1811 nucleotides. Lineage: Eukaryota; Metazoa; Arthropoda; Insecta; Coleoptera; Chrysomelidae. The record is from the annotation of a GenBank genome assembly.
AAAAAAUAAACAUACCCUUAAUGCUACAUUGACAUUUUACAAAAAAUAUUUUUCUACAUUUUUAUAAAAACAGCAAAGAAAAACGUUCCAGUAAUGAGUUUCAGCGACCAUUUAACCCGCAUAGAGUCGGUCAGAUAUGUGAAAAAAUCGAACAAAGCACCGCAGGACACUUCCUCCGUCGAGGACUUCAAAACGCCGCUGGCCGAACAAAUUCCCGAUCACUACGCUGCCAGCGUGCCCGAUCACAUCCCCAAAAUAACGAUCCACGACAUUCCCACCGUCAGAAAAAUCGGAGUCAAAGAGACUAUAAAAAUUUUAGCGAAACUGUUCGAUUGCAAUUACUACACUUGCAAUUACCCCCAAUUCUGGUUUCUCGAUUUCAUCACUGACUGCUUGUGGAAGGUACAAGACGAGUUCCAGUUUCCCGUGGAACAACAGAUUAUUAUUCUCGAAUGGAUAUUGUACAUAUUUAAUUUAAUAAGAGCUCCGCGCUUGAACUUAUCGAGAAGUAAGUUCUUCCAGAUAUUCGAGGAGAUAUUGAAAGUGGCCGAGGAGCACAUAGAAUCUGGGUGCGAGUUUCUACCGCUUCCUGAUGAGCUAGUUUCUCUAAAAGAAGACACCCAGGCUAAGACCGAAGACAUCAGCAUCGAGUCUUCGAGUAGUUCUCUGGAAGUGUUUCCUAAAGAAUUGAAAAAGAACAGUUAUCUAGCCGUUGAACUGGACGAUGGCACUAGAUAUUUCGAAAUGCCCAGCAAAAUUUUCCCUUGGGACACCGACGACGACCGGUUGAGUUCGACCGUGGAGACCGUAUCAGAAAACGAAAUUAAAUUCAUAAAAGACGAAAGUAUAGAGAAUAUCAUGGAGCACCAAAACGAGAAAGAGUUGGAGGAAAUGGACGAUGAAAUAUUCGAAAGUUUCUACAAACCAGAUUCAGCCACACCAUCAAGAUUCGGUGGAUCGGAUGAUUCCUCGGAGAGCGAUUCUUUGUCCAUUUCUUACGAAAGCGAAAACGCAGAAGAAGAUGAAGACGAAGAUGUUGAAACAGAGCGACCAACUUGGAUUAUAACAAAAACCAAGGCUUCAGAACCCUGCCCUGCAACUACAUAUGAGCCGCACACGGGAAAUAAAGUGAAAACUGGUAAAGAAAAGGAAGAAGAAGCAAUUCAAGCAUGGUAUGAUUACCAUCUGUGGCAAUUCAGGAAAAGGGCUCUCGAUGAUUCUAAAGUAGGUCUGGCCCCGUCCGAGGAGAAUAUCGAGCGCAAGAAAUUUCAGGAAAAGAUGCAAAUAGAAUCGCAAGUAGAGUCUCAAACCGGCAUUCAACACAAGCUGUGGGAAUACGUGAAUUCCGUGAAGGAUCAAAUGACGGAAUACAAAGAAAAUCGAUUUGUCAAUACGUGCGUUUUAAUGGCCAUCAAGGAUAUAGUUUAUAAUUAUUUUUAUGACUCGUUCCAGUUUAGCGUGGUAUCGUUGACCCAUCGUUAUUCCCACGUACUAAUCACUCAACGAUUGAACACGCAUUUACCUUUUCCAAAAAUGAGUUAUGGAUUAGUAUCGCGACCUCAACCAGCUACGAAAACUGUUAAAAGACGAGAAUCCAGUGACUCUCUGGCAGGAAAAGAAAAAAAGCACAUAGAAAUAAUCAAUUGGAGCGACGAGAAUAUUCUCUUUCCGUUGAACAAUGCUGUGAAUCAAGACUUUUUCCACAAUUUAUUUCCAGCAAAAGCAAAACAAAAAAAAAAUUAGUUGCACAAUAAUUUAUUUAUUAAAACAAUAAUUGCACAAUUUAGAUAAUGUGAUUUAAUUGUUUUCUG